Molecule: messenger RNA, 2139 nt
Organism: Phlebotomus argentipes
Lineage: Eukaryota; Metazoa; Arthropoda; Insecta; Diptera; Psychodidae
Product: protein tweety-2
Exons: 8
Coding region: 429-2093 (554 amino acids)
Cellular component (GO): plasma membrane
Molecular function (GO): intracellularly calcium-gated chloride channel activity; volume-sensitive chloride channel activity
Source: RefSeq, a predicted model, not a curated record
AAAGUGAGUGUCGACAAGAUGAAGAAGCUCUGAGAAAAAGUGGAUUUUCCAAAUAAUCGACGGUCUUCUUAUCAAAAUUGCGGUGAAGAGUGACUCAAGUGUGCUAGUUGGUGAGUGUGGUGCAUAAUCUAGCAGCUCGCACAAGGUCUGUUGGCGGAAAUCUGAGGUGCGAAAGUGCUCAAUGGUGGCUGGGGUGUUUCUGAUGAGGGAAUCCGUGCACGAAGGGAUAAAUUGACGCCCUCCCGUGAAUGCUCAGUGAAGUGCGCUCGCCAGAGGCUGCUGGUGAGAUUUGUGUACGUGUGUGGCGAGUGGUGUGAAAAGGGCCGCGCAGUGAGUGGGGCCCUUUGCGGAGAUAAAAACAGGAAGUUUCGAGUGGAGUUUCGGCCCGGAAGAGGCUGUAGGUGUCCAGUGAGGGCGCCACCUUGUCCAUGAGUUAUCAAUUAAGAGCCCGCCUCUUCGGAAUGGAGCCCCAUGCAAUGUUCGUGGAUCUGCUACACUCAGUGCCCCGCUUCAACAUCACUCUGCACCGAGUCAGCAAUACCUUCAAUCCCAACAGCGAUUCGUACAUUGAGAGUUUGGGCAUAUUAGCGUCAAUUCCGGCUGCAGUAUUGAUUGUCUCACUGAUUGGACUCCUGCUGUAUUUGCUGACGAGGUGUUGUGAUAGAAAACCACGACGAGGCAAAUCUAAUACAUGUCAGAAGUGUACAUUGCUCAUCGUAACGAUACUUUGUGGUUGUGCCAUUGGAGUAGGUUUAUAUGGAAAUGACGAUCUGCACAAUGGUGUCCUGCAGGUGUUCGGAUCGGGACGGCAGGUUGAGGCAUUGGUGAAAAGUGUACGAAAUCAAACGGACACAUUGAAACACAACUUAAAGUCAAGAGUGGUUAUGUCGGAGCUGGAGGAUAUAUUUGAUAAACCAACAUCAAAUCAAACUGCACUCACUAUUGUUCUCUAUACUGUGAGACAAGUGAAAGAUAAUACAACAUUGGCUAUCAAUGCGCUCGAGGCGGUCUCUUACUUCAUUCGAUCAUCCCAUUCUGAAGUGACUAUAAAGAAUUUCUUAGAUACUGCAGAGUUUUACGAGUCCAUCCGAUGGCCAGUGACUCUGGGAUUUCUGGCAGUCCUUCUGCUGCUAUGCACAAUUUUAAUAAUUGGCGUAGCGCGGUCAUCGAGAUGUGCAUUAAUAUUCUUCAGUGUGUUUGGCCUCCUGGGCGUAACUCUAUGCUGGCUGCUGUCCAGCAUUUACUUGGCCGGUGCCAUUGCACUGGGUGAUUUUUGCGUGAAGCCCAAUGAGUAUAUAUGCAGUCAGCAGAAAGUGCCGGAUAUUCAUUAUACGAACUGUGGGACCGUUGGAACAAAUCCAUUUAUACUGCGACUCAACGAAUCACGAGACAAUGUGGAUCGUGCUAAAGAUGCUCUCCAGAUUGUAUCCAGGAUUUCUAUGGAUAUGUAUCCACGUGUCGAUGUGGGUUCAAAAAUCUCCCACAUUCAGACGGAAUUGGACAACAGCAAGCGACAAUUGAUGGUGUUGUCGACAAUGCUUGAUCCACGAACUGUACAGCAACACUACAAUACAGCCACAAAGGGAUUAUGUGAAACUAGUCUCUAUGGUCUAGUAUUCAUGCUCGUGGCGAGUCUCUUGACUGCAUUCUUCCUUACUAUUCUUGUCUGUGUGGACUCUCAUGCUUGGAUAUACUUGGCAAAGAAACGACCAUAUGGUGAUAAAUCCGAGACUACUCCCCUCUUUCCAUCUGGCUCAUCUAUGUCGCCCACAGCUCCAAUCCUCAGCGGCACCUCCACUAUCAAUCGCACUCUUCUGCACCACCAGCAGCAGAAUCAAUUGAGUGGGAUCAAUUCGGCAUCCGGAACAAUGAGUCGCAACGGAACGGCGGGAUUGCGAGGGUUGGAAUAUAGUGGCGAUUCACCGCCACCAGAUUAUAAUGUUGUGGUGCAUGGCAACAGGACCUCCAGUGGCCAUCACACUCUUGGUCGCUUGCCAUCGCAGCAAUCGUCGUACUUAUCUGGGCCCAACAAUGGCAAAUAUGCCACCCUGAGCAAACAGUGCAAAACACUGGAGUCAAACGACUUUUACUGAGAAUCGCCUGCCUGCACAUUAAAUGCAGGCAGUGACACUCUAAGCA